UGUUCUUCUCUGCAUAUUGUUGAAUUUUUAAAAAUUUUUGAUUUGAAAGUUUUUGUUUCAUUUGAGGAAAUGAUUUGUGCAAUCGAUUUUGGCACUGCUUCGUUGAAAGUCUCCGUACUGCCGGUUUAUGGCUCGGAAAAUGACUCAAUUGCAUCACAACAAUUAGAAAGCAACGCUGAUGUUGUUGGUCUGCCUCCGGGGUAUAGAGAGCAGUCGCCUUAUAAAAUUUUUGAUAACUUGAAAGCUGCCACGACAAAUAUACUGCUCCAUUUGAAUGAUGUCGAUCAUGUAAUAAUGACUGGUCAAAUGCACGGCAUAGUGACAUGGGAAGAUGUUUCUUUCGACUUAUCUGCUGAUUUGGAAUCAGUCUUGGAAAGUGCUAGGGUUUCAAAUUUAAUAACCUGGGAAGAUCAGAGGUUGACUGAUACUUUUUUGGCUGAAAAUCCUUCGAUUCAUCCCGGCUAUGGACUUGCAUCUCUUUUGUUUGAAAAUUAUGGCUCAUCAUCAUCUAAAAUGUCAGGAAAGUAUUGGGGCUCGAUCAUGGAUUUCUUCGCAUGGAUGUUUUUAGGAUGUCCUCGUAACUAUACCGUGAAAACAACGAGCCAACUGGCCAACAGUUUCGGAUAUUUUGAUCCGUUAAAAAAUUCGUUCGAUUAUGAUACUCUUAGGGCGAGAAAAUUUCCAGUAGAAACACUUCCCUCGAUCGUGUCAGAUUGUACAAUUAUGGGACUGACAAAGAGCACUGUGCUUGGCUUUCCUGAAGGAGUUAAAGUUCUGGUUCCGAUGGGCGAUACUCAAUGUGCGUUCUACUCGGUUAUUAGAUCCUGUACCGACAGUUUGGUAUUAAAUUUGGGUACUUCAUGUCAAAUUGGAAAAGUUCUAUCCUCGGAGGAGAUUGUUUUAAUGACAAAUGGCGCGUUGCAGGGUCUUGAGUUUUUUCCGUAUAUUGGUGAAACGUUUUUGGCUGUUUUUGCAUCAAUGAAUGGAGGGAAUAAUCUGGAACAAUUUGUUGAGCAUGUUUUUGCACCCUUAAUAUGUGGAGUGUUAAAUGAUUCAGAUAAAAGUUCGCCGCCAAUCGAUGAUAUUUACAAGGUUUUUAUUGACGCUGGAAUAUUGGAACAUUGCAGAGGUAGCCGUAACCCUGGUGUUCAGUUUCAAGGCGACCUUUACUCAGAACGGAACAGUCAUUCAGUUUCAGCAAGUACCAGCCAUGCAUCGCUAUUAUGCUUGUCUUCUUUAUCAUGCAAUCUAGGCCAAAUUUCUUUGGCGAUUCAUAGAGGCCUUAUUAACAAUGCACGAGACGUGUUCAUUAAAGCUUCGAACGGAAAGUUGCUUUACGAUAAGGUCGUUGCGGUUGGAAAUAUAUUCAGAAAAAACCAACUGUUGAAUAAAUUAGUACGGGAAAUUUUCCCUGGAUGUGUAAUAUCCGAUAGCGAUUCCUCGCGAGGAGCUGCAUUGUUUGUUAGAGAUAACGUGAAAAAUUUACAUACAUAAUAUUUAGUUAAAGUAUUUCGAAGAUUUAUUUAUAAAUGGUUUAGAAGUAUAACUCCUCAAUAGAAAAUUCAUGGUAUGUGUUAUUUUAGCUUUCCAUUUUUAGUUUUAAAGAGUUUAUGAUCACGGAUUUUAUUCGUAUGUGUCAUCAAAGUGAUGUGAUCGAAUAUACUGAAAGAUAAGGAGGCUCUUAAGUCAAAUACCUUAAUUAUGUAUGGUCCAAAUAAGGCAACUUUUUAGUGACGCCAAAUAUUUCAAAAAACCUGCCAUCAAUUUCCAGGUUGAAUUAUGCACUGAUUGCGUUUGCGAUCACCAAAAGGUAUUGAAACCUAGUAGGAGUAGUAGAUUUUUUUAAUACAUGUACUAGACAACGAUGGUGAAGGAACUAUGGUUAGGAUGGGUUUUCUCUUGUUAUUUCAAAUAUAUUCAAGAACUUAUAGAUGAGCUUAAAGCUUUUCAGACUCAUUUACAGCUUCGAAUAGGAUAAGAGCAGCGAAUGUCAUUUCCAAAUCAAAAUUGAAUUUGAGCUUUUUCGAACCUAAAUUUUAUUAUUGUUACUUAGUCUCGAAGCUUUCUUUGCCUAUUUCUGUAAUUAGCCUCCAGCCCAACUCCCACCACUCACGCUUGAGUCUUUUCUCCGCGGAGGAGAGAGAUGCAAUCCAUUUUGCAAUCCUUGAGGAGGCGGAUGACACUGGGACUCCUCCAAUCAAGACGGAAGCGGGAUUCGAAUCCUCGACGUUUGUGUUAAAGGCUCCGCGUCUUAACCACUCGGGCACGGCUGCUCAUGCCGGUUUCUGUCAAUUAGCUAUUUAUGUCGUAUAUCGCAAGAAGUGGGAGGCUUCCCUUCGCCUCUGUUUGUAAAAGUUUUAAAGUUGCAGUAAUUCCUUCCAAAAUUUCGUUUCUUUUGGAAUUUUACACUAAACAAAAAACAUUUUUAAGCUUUUAUUAUUCGAUUUGUCGGUUGAUGUGCAAUUAGUUGUAGUCAUUCAGUUUUGUAUUACAAGUGGCGCGAAGCUCUCUUUUCGCCUCUGUGUUAAUUUAGUGAUUUAUGAUGUUUGAGGAUCGAUGGAUCGUGCGUACUUUUGAAUAUCGAGUUUUUGCAGAUUUUCGCCUAUUUUUUUUUCCAUGUCUGCAUCCUGGCAUAGAUUUCUAUAUCAUUGUAGAAAAAGCCACUUCGUCCCCGUUGAAUGGUCAAGUGAGUUCGGUUUUUUCUGCACUUCCUAUUUUGCUACUGAAUGACUAAAUUGGAUCGAUUUGUUUCUAAAAGGUUAUCAAUUCGAGUUUGCGCUGGUGUUAUACUUGAGUAACGAAAAUUUUUUUUUCUAAUCACCCACAAAAUGGUUUUACCCAAAAUCAAGUACGAAGAACGCAAGGCUCAUGCUGUCGAAUGAUUACGUUAGCGAGCGCUAUCAAAUCGGAAUCUAUUUUUUUUGGGUUAAACAACUUGUUUAACUGAAUCUUUUGAAUCAUUUGCUAGUUUAGUUUUAAAUGAAGCUAGUUAUCUGUGCUUGUCUGGCGCCUUUGGUCUAGAUACAAAAAAUGGGCCUGGGCCGACAAAUGUCCUGGGUUUGAAUCUGGCCAAGAUCAGUUCUUUUUUUUUCAAGCGAAAAAGAAUCCAUUUAAAGCAAAUGGUCUGUCUUUUGUUUGGCUGCUUAUGUUUUGUUAACCUAGUUGCCUCGGAUUUUUCUUGAGCUGCAAGUGGUUUUCAUUGCACUUAUAC
Messenger RNA from Symsagittifera roscoffensis, 3211 nucleotides. Its product is annotated as sedoheptulokinase-like. The record is from RefSeq and is a predicted model, not a curated record. NCBI's taxonomy places the organism in Eukaryota, Metazoa, Xenacoelomorpha, Acoela, Convolutidae. Gene Ontology annotation, molecular function: sedoheptulokinase activity. The transcript has a single exon. Gene Ontology annotation, cellular component: cytosol. The coding region runs from base 70 to 1494 and encodes 474 amino acids. Gene Ontology annotation, biological process: phosphorylation; glycerol metabolic process.